AAGAAACUACAGAGCCUGUUUAAAACUUGCCCAAUCACCGACAGCCUCAUUUCUGUGUCCUCCUCCUCAGUCAGCCAGUCAGCAGCAGCCUGCAGAGAUCCAACCUGUGAAAAAUCAGCAGGUCCUAAACUUUCUUCCCGAAGUGUACCAGCCAUGCUUCUCCAAACUCUGUGAAAAGAUCAGCUCUUGCUAAGAAAAUUUCAAAGAUGUUUCAAAUUCCUGUGGAAAAUCUUGACAACAUCAGGAAGGUGCGGAAAAAGGUGAAAAGCAUUCUUGUGGAUAUUGGGCUUGACUGCUGCAAGGAGUUGCUGAAGGUAAGAGGAUGUAGCAGAUCGAGAGAAGACAGUAAUACCAGAGAGGCUGGGAUUGGCCUCUGGAGGACCUUAAAGGCUUUGAUCCAGGAGAGAAAUACUUUUAUAACACAUCAUGGGGAGAUGUUUCUCUCUGGGAACCUUCCGGAAAAAAAGUGCAGAGGUACCGGACAAAGCCUUACUGCUGUGGCGUGUGUAAAUACUCCACAAAAGUGCUUACUUCAUUCAAAAACCAUUUACAUCGUUACCAUGAAGAUGAAAUUGACCAAGAGCUGGUGAUCCCUUGUCCAAACUGUGUAUUUUCUUCUCAACCCAAAGUUGUGGGGCGGCAUUUCAGAAUGUUCCAUGCACCUGUUCGGAAAGUCCAGACCCACACAGUGAAUAUUUUAGGUGAAACUAAAGCAUCUAGGAGUGAUGUGAUAAGUUUCACAUGUUUAAAAUGUAAUUUUUCGAACACUUUGUACUAUAGCAUGAAGAAGCAUGUGCUGGUAGCCCAUUUUCACCACUUAAUUAACUCCUACUUUGGCCUACGAACUGAGGAAAUGGGCGCACAGCCGAAAACUGAGGAUGCCCUUUCUGCUGAAAGGAUGCCGCCACCUGACAAGUAUUACUGUAAAAAGUGCAACGCCAAUGCCAGCAGCCAGGAUGCUUUAAUGUAUCAUAUUUUGACAUCGGAUAUCCACAGGGAUUUGGAGAAUAAGCUUAGAUCUGUGAUUUCAGAACACAUUAAGAAGACGGGACUUCUGAAGCAAAUGCAUAUUGCUCCCAAACCUGCUGUGCCUUUGCCCACACCCCCGAACCGCAGUGCACCGGCCGUCCCAGCCACACCUCCUUGCUUUUGUGUCGCCUUGCCACAGAGCAGUCAAAGUCAGAGUCCAAGCACCGUCCAGCCGGUGACUGCGGCCUCUGGUGCCGCAGGCAGCCUCACGUGCUCUCCGCCUGCUGUUGCCCAGCCCCAGGUGACUUUGGUCUCCAGUGCCCUGCCGGUAGGCCAGAGCAACCUUGCCCUGCCACCCUCAGCCCCGCAGCCUGUCUUUCUUUCUCACGGAGUUUCCCUUAACCAGUCUGCCAACCCUUCUGCGCUGCCCUUGAGUCAGCCAGUUGGGCCCAUAAACAAGUCUGUGAGAACUGGCGUCCUCCCCAUAAACCAGACCAUCCGCCCAGGGGUGUUACCCCUCAGCCAGCCGGUUGGGCCCAUGAGCAGACCUGUCGGACCAGGAGUUCUCUCAGUGAACAGACCUGUGGGGUCUGGUGUCCUUCCUGUCAACCCAUCAGUCACUGCUGGGGUUCUUCAGGCAGUGUCACCUGGGGUGAUUUCUGUGAGUCGGACAGCCCCGUCUGGGGUCCUUCCUGCAGGCCAGAUGGCCCCGGCUGGGGUCGUCCCUUCUGGAAAGACAGCAGCCUCUGGUGUCCUCCCUGUGGGCCAGGUGGUCCCACCCGGAGUUCUUCCCACUGGGCUUAUGGCCCCAUCCCGGGUUCUCCCUCCUGGCCCAACGGUCCCACUCAGGGUUCUGCCAGCAGCCCAGGUGGUCCCACCCGGGCUCCUUUCUGCCAGCCCAGCGGUCCCGUCGGGUGUUCUGUCUGUGAACCAGGGAGUUAAUUCCGGAGUCCUUCAGCUCCGUCAGCCGGUCAUGUCAGGGGUGCUACCUGUGGGCCAGCCGGUAAGGCCUGGGGUCCUGCAGCCUACUCGGCCUGUGAGCAUGGGUGCCGGCAUUCUGCCGGAUCAGCCAGUGAGGCCUGGCGCUUCGCAGAACACCACCUUCCUGACAUCAGGCUCUAUCCUCAGACAGCUGAUACCUACGGGGAAGCAGGUGAAUGGGAUUCCCACGUACACCCUGGCCCCGGUGUCUGUCACUUUGCCCGUGCCACCUGGAGGUGUGGCAACUGUUGCCCCACCCCAGGUGCCCAUGCAGCUCCUGCAGCCAGGCGCAGCUGCGCAGAUGGCUGGGGGCACAGCCGGCAUGCCCUCCCCUCCGGUGGUGGUGAAUGCUGCUCAGAGUGUGUUUGUUCAGGCCCCUCCUCCUGGCGCAGAGGCAGAUCAGGUGCUCAGGCAGGCAAAGCAGUGGAAAACCUGCCCAGUUUGCAAUGAGCUCUUCCCUUCCAAUGUGUACCAGGUGCAUAUGGAAGUGGCUCAUAAGCACAGUGAAUCCAAGUCUGCUGAGAGACUGGAGCCUGAAAAACUGGCAGCAUGCGCACCAUUUCUGAAGUGGGUGAGAGAGAAGACAGCCCGGUGUCUGUCAUGUAAGUGCCUGGUGUCAGAGAGCGAGCUUAUCCACCACUUACUCAUGCACGGCCUAGGCUGCCUCUUCUGCCCGCGCACGUUCCAUGACAUCAAGGGUCUCUCAGAGCAUAGCAGGACCAUGCACCUGGGCAAGAAGAAGCUGCCCGUGGACUACAGUAACAGAGGUUUCCAGCUGGAUUUUGAUGCUAACGGCAGCCUUCUGUUUCCCCAUCUUGAUUUCAUCACCAUUUUGCCAAAGGAGGAGCUUGGGGAGCGGGAGGUGUACCUGGCAGUCCUGGCCGGAAACCACUCCAAGUCGCUGGUGCCCGUGUACAUCAAAGUGAGGCCCCAGGCUGAGGGUGCACCUGGCAGCCCCAGCAAGCCCCUGCUGACCUGCCCCUUCUGCUUUGGCACCUUUGUGACAACUGAGGCCUAUGAGCUGCACCUGAAGGAGAGGCACCACAUCACACCAACAGUGCAUACGAUCCUGAAGUCUCCAGCGUUCAAGUGCAUCCAUUGCUGCGGGGUUUACACCGGCAACAUGACGCUGGCAGCCAUUGCCAUCCACCUGCUGCGCUGCCGAAGUGCGCCCAAGGACAGUAGCCCAGACCUGCAGGGCCAGCCGGCCAUGGUUGAGGACAGCGACGUGCUCUUGGCCACUGGCCAGGUGACUCAUGACACCGGUUUCUCUGUGAAGAGGAAGCUACCUGAUGGCCACGCUGAGGUGGAAGAGCCAAGCGAUGGGGACGUCAGUGCUGGCUCAGCCACCUCCCCAGAAAAGGCAGCCAGCGCUCUGCCCUUGAAACGACAACGUAGUGAAAGCAGGAUGGAGGCGCCACUUGUCAACAAUGAUGCCCUUCAGAUUUUAGCGUUAAAUCCUAAAAAAUAUGAAGACUGCUCUUAUGAAGAAAAAAAGCAGUUUCUUAGAGAUUAUUUCCACAAGAGACCGUAUCCUACUAAAAAGGAAAUAGAACUGUUGUCCUCGCUCUUGUGGGUCUGGAAAAUUGAUGUGGCUUCGUUUUUUGGAAAAAGAAGAUAUAUUUGCAUGAAAGCGAUAAGAAGUCACAAGGCUUCUGUGCUUUUAGGCUUUGAUAUGUCUGAACUUAAAAAUGUUAGACACAGAUUGAACUUUGAGUAUGAACCACAAAACUUGUAAAAAAAACCUUAGGAAAUCUAAAGUAAUAGAUAAUUAGUAGUUUUUCAACUGAGAUUUAAAAAAUGUUAUUUUCUUCACUAUGUUGAACUAAUAAUUUCAGUGGUCUGAAAGCUGCUCUUUAGAUUUAUUUCAGGUGCUCAGACAUAAAGAAGUGGAUAGUUUUUUCCCAUUUUUUGUUUCCUGCAAUUUGAUUAUAUAACAGUUUUAGUUUUCCCCCAUUCUGUAAAUUAAAUCUUUUGAUAUUUCAUGCACAUCUUAUUUUCCCAGUAGUGUCAAUAUCGAGUGAUAAAAACUGAAAUCCACAUGCUUGUUUUUUUUGUUUAAGGGAACAUCAUCUUGUUUGAGAAUGCGUGUUCAAAGCACUGACCCCCUCAGUCAGCUGCAUGUGUAGCAACCAGUGGCCCCAUAAAUGUGUAGAGAAAUGGGUACAAACCCAUGUGACGUGCGGCCCUGUAAGGAUGCACAGCAUUGACUACGCUGGUUUUUUCUUUGUACAGUAGUUACUUAUCAGAUUACAGUUUUGAUUUUUGUUUUUUCAGGUUUGUCCUAACAGCUGUUUUUUAUUGU
Messenger RNA from Manis javanica (Malayan pangolin), 4255 nucleotides. RefSeq names its product ADNP homeobox 2 (gene ADNP2). Lineage: Eukaryota; Metazoa; Chordata; Mammalia; Pholidota; Manidae. The record is from RefSeq and is a predicted model, not a curated record. Gene Ontology annotation, molecular function: DNA binding. Gene Ontology annotation, biological process: regulation of gene expression. Gene Ontology annotation, cellular component: nucleus.